This is a messenger RNA of Macroventuria anomochaeta, 433 nucleotides long. Its product is annotated as carbohydrate-binding module family 50 protein. The record is from RefSeq and is a predicted model, not a curated record. The transcript is spliced from 2 exons. NCBI's taxonomy places the organism in Eukaryota, Fungi, Ascomycota, Dothideomycetes, Pleosporales, Didymellaceae. Bases 89 to 433 code for a protein of 114 amino acids.
CCGAAGCUGGCCCUUCGUUAAUAUUCGACCUUGCUCUGAUACCCAUUCCCAUUCUACUCAGAACAACAUCCUUAAUCAUCUCGUCAAGAUGAAAACCACAACGACCGUCGUCGUCCUCCUCUCCGCUCUCAUCUCAACUACACUCGCAACACCCCUCACACCCCUCCAGUCCCGCUACACCCACAUCCAGCUCGUCCAGCGCGCAUCAAGUUCGAACUCAACGGCGCCAUCUACGACGGCGGUUGGAAGCACCCUGACUAUCCAAGAGGGCGACACGCUGUCAUCUAUUGCUGCAGCUGCGGGUGUAGGAAUUUGUGAUCUUGCGAAGACGAACAAUAUCAAAGAUCUGAAUGUCAUUGAGGCGGGUGCGACGCUCAAGAUCCCCGCUAAGACGGGGAAGAAGGAUGAUACCAGCUGUAUGAAGAUGGCGUAA